This is a messenger RNA of Aspergillus ibericus CBS 121593, 1129 nucleotides long. RefSeq lists its product as uncharacterized. Bases 395 to 793 code for a protein of 132 amino acids. Lineage: Eukaryota; Fungi; Ascomycota; Eurotiomycetes; Eurotiales; Aspergillaceae. The transcript has 3 exons. The record is from RefSeq and is a predicted model, not a curated record.
GGCGACAGUGACAAUCAUCCCUGUUUACUGAGUACUCACAGUACUAGUGCUAUCACUCCGUACGGAGUAGUCCAUUACUAUCUUCUGUACUCGGUAUCUCCGCCAACCCCAGAACCACCGUUAAGCCAUGCAAGGGCUGCCUCGGCUGUCUAAACUCUCCUCACCACCACCGAAUCACAACUCUUAGUUUGAAGUAUUGAAGUGAGGGACAGGGAGACAACUUAAGCUCUCAGCUAUUGCAGCCGAGCUCGAUCCUAAACCCAGCCGUUCCAGCCAUCCCCUAUCCAAAGAACAUAAAUACCCCCUCCAUCCCCAGUACACCAUCCCCCUCUACUCCAACCACUCAUUCCUCAUCACAACUCAAGGAAAAACAAAGAAAAAGAAGAGAGAAAAAAUGAAAUUCCUCCUACCCACCAUCCUCUUCCUCGCCGCCGCCGUGACGGCCCAACCCACCACCGCCACCGCCACCGACGACCCCGUCAGCCAAGUCCUCGACUACAGCGAUGGCAUCCCCCUCUGCUGCGAAAACCACGACUAUAUCUCCGAGGCAGGCGAUGAUGUCGUCGCUCAAGUGACCAGUGCUUUUGACGGCGAUGGUGGCGGUUCUUGGGAUUUGGGUGAGCUCGUUGCUGGUGAAUGCCAAACUGCUUUCCCUACUGGAUUCGGGCCAGGGAACCGUACCGAUUGUCCCGAGGAUUUGACGGCGAUUUGGUGUAAGAAGCAUGCUGCUUGGACGUUGACCAUCAACGGCUCCUCGAUUGCUCGCGAUGUGCACGGCCAGUGCCACUACUAAAUUGUGGUGAUGUCUUCUGGUACGGGGCUGGAAGUGGGGUGAUGGCGAUGAGAGAAGUUUAUGAGGCAUGAUAGGACAUGAGAGUUAUGGUAUGAAUAGCAUAGAUAUCAAUAAAAGAUUUCACAGUGAUGUUUGUGUUUGGUUGAUGUGGUUGUUCUGAUGGUUUGAUGAGAUGGGCGAUUUGGCGCACCGCGAUGGGUUGGACUACGGGGUUGAUAAUAGUAUGAGGGGUAGAGACAUGGCUGGAUCGCAGAAAGUUAACAAGUUUAUAUAUAUCUAUCAGAGUCCCACGGGUAAAUAGUAGAAUAAUAUUCACUCCGGGAUUUUUGAGAAUUC